Harpegnathos saltator (Jerdon's jumping ant) is the source of this 1122-nucleotide messenger RNA. RefSeq lists its product as uncharacterized. Gene Ontology annotation, molecular function: catalytic activity. Bases 1 to 1122 code for a protein of 373 amino acids. The record is from RefSeq and is a predicted model, not a curated record. The transcript has 3 exons. Lineage: Eukaryota; Metazoa; Arthropoda; Insecta; Hymenoptera; Formicidae.
AUGCUGCUGACCGUGGUCGAGGGAGCUGAGGAAGUGGAGGCCCGAACCACUCUGGAGGACCCCGUGGACCGGACCCUGCUGAUGGAGGAGGCCAGUCCGGUCUCCUUUGCUACGAGGGAACAGAAGGAUGCUCCGAGAGGGGAACAGGAGGAGAGGGACUCCUCCCUAGUGUCGUGGGGACUUUCGGAAAGGACUUCGACACCUGUCCCGAUGGAGAUCGUGCCGCAGGCCCAAAGGAAAAGGCGAGGGGAUGAGCGGAAGGAUACAAACAGGAAGGAUGGGACCAGCGGAUUUUCCGAGGAGGACCAGAUGGCCAAGGUAAGACGACUCCCCCUCAUACCCCCAGAGGGAGGAGUGGUCCAGGCAGGGACUCCCGAAAGGCAUUCACCCUCCGCACACGAGGAGGCACAGGAAGUCAUAGUCACCAAGGCCGAAGCCCCCUCUGGGGAGACUAAGGCGGCCCAGCCGCAAGGGGUCUCCCAAGAGGGGAUAAAGGCUAACCUCGGCCGCGGCGCCCGGGCCCAGGACCUGUGGGUACACAGGAUCCGGGAACUGAGUGCCGGGCUGGGGGUGGCCACCGAGCCGAACUGGGUGCCAAUUAGCAGUGAAUGCUGGUUCGGCAGCCCGGACGGCUCGGUGGCCAUGGUGGCUGACCCUGCAGCGGGGACCCCUCCCUGUAUUUUAAGGGAGAAGGGGCCCUCGUACGUGGCGGUUGACUGGAGGCCUAUAACUGUGGUGGGGGUAUAUCUCCCCCACCACAGAAACAAAGCCGGACUUGGCAACCCCGCCCGUAUUAAACAGAUCCUAGACAGGAUCGGGGAUUUGGUGCGCAAGUGCCAUCCCCGACCUGUCGUGAUUGCCGGGGACUUUAACUCCCACUCUGAGAAGUGGGGUUGUAGUCUCCGGCAACGGAAUCCCAGCGGCGAGGUCGUCAUCGGCUGGGCGGCGGGAUUGGGCCUUCUGUUGUUAAACAGAGAGUCCACCGGCACCUGUAUAAUGCCGGGAGGGGUGUCAUCGGUCAUUGAUUUGACAUGGGCCUACCUCUCGGUCGCUAGGAUGGUCUCCGAAUGGAGGGUGGAGGUGGAGGGCGAGACAUUAUCUGACCAUAGAUAUAUAGUCUAG